Molecule: messenger RNA, 3670 nt
Organism: Manis javanica (Malayan pangolin)
Lineage: Eukaryota; Metazoa; Chordata; Mammalia; Pholidota; Manidae
Gene: SPIRE1
Product: spire type actin nucleation factor 1
Biological process (GO): actin nucleation; Golgi vesicle transport; cleavage furrow formation
Cellular component (GO): cytoplasmic vesicle membrane; cell cortex
Molecular function (GO): actin binding; microtubule binding
Source: RefSeq, a predicted model, not a curated record
GCCGCGGGGCGUGGCCGGCGGACGCCAUCGCGUAGCUACGGGCUGGCGGCGACGGCGGCGGCGGCCUGGUAGGGCUGUUGCGGCGUCUCGAGGCCCGCCGCUCGCCCACUGCGAGCCCGCCUUGUUCCGCGCCCGUCCCCUGCGGCGGCGCGCGCGACCAGCUGGGCGGGGCGGCUCCGAGGAUGAGGAGGCCACGGCGCGCCGGGACGAUGCUCCGGAGCUGAAGAGACACUCGCACACCGCGCGGCGGCCGAGGACAGCGCCGACCCGCGGGAUGGCUCAGCCGCCGGGCCCGGCGGGUAGCACGGAGCAGCCAGCACAGCCGACGGGCGCCGAGGGGCCGCCAGACCCCGGAGCUGCAGGGGGCCCCCAGGACGCGCUGAGCCUGGAGGAGAUACUGCGGCUCUACAACCAGCCCAUCAACGAGGAGCAGGCGUGGGCCGUAUGCUACCAGUGCUGCGGCUCCCUGCGCGCGGCGGCCGCCGGCCGCUGCCAGCCUCGCCGCCGCUUGCGUUCGGCGGCGCAGAUCCGCGUCUGGAGGGACGGCGCCGUCACCCUGGCGCCCAACGAGGCCGGAGAGCCGCCACCAGCCGCAGGUAAAUUGGGAUAUUCACGUACAGAAACAGAGGUUAUUGAAUCUUUGGGAAUUAUUAUUUAUAAGGCACUGGACUAUGGUUUGAAGGAGAAUGAAGAAAGAGAAUUAAGCCCUCCCCUGGAGCAGCUCAUUGAUCACAUGGCCAACACAGUGGAAGCCAAUGGUAGCAAUGAUGAGGGCUAUGAGGCUGCAGAUGAAGGCCUAGAUGAUGAAGAAGAUGAAAAGAGAAAACUCGCAGCUGUCCCAUCCUAUACAGACGUCAUGAAGUUAUGUGCUGCUCAUCUCCCAACUGAAUCAGAGGCACCAAAUCAUUAUCAGGCAGUAUGUCGUGCACUGUUUGCAGAAACAAUGGAGCUGCAUACAUUUCUGACUAAAAUUAAGAGUGCAAAGGAGAAUCUUAAGAAGAUUCAAGAAAUGGAAAAGAAUGAUGAAUCUAACACAGACCUGGAGGAGCUGAAAAAUGCUGACUGGGCUAGAUUCUGGGUACAGGUGAUGAGAGAUUUGCGAAAUGGAGUAAAACUUAAAAAGGUCCAAGAGCGGCAGUACAACCCUUUGCCCAUUGAAUAUCAGCUCACCCCUUAUGAGAUGCUAAUGGAUGACAUCCGAUCUAAACGAUAUACUUUGCGGAAAGUGAUGGUGAAUGGUGAUAUUCCCCCUCGGUUAAAAAAAAGUGCACAUGAAAUCAUCCUGGACUUCAUUAGAUCAAGACCUCCUUUAAAUCCAGCCUCAGCCAGAAAACUGAAACCCACUCCACCACGGCCACGGAGCCUUCAUGAAAGAAUAUUAGAAGAAAUCAAAGCAGAAAGAAAACUGCGGCCUGUCUCACCAGAGGAAAUUAGACGUAGCAGAUUAGCAAUGCGGCCACUUAGCAUGUCUUACAGUUUUGACUUGUCAGAUGUAUCUGCCCCUGACUCUCCAAAGAACAUUGUGGAAUCAUCAAUGGUGAAUGGAGGUUUAACAUCACAAACAAAAGAAAAUGUGGUAAGUGCCGCACAGCAGGUGCCUGUGCAGCGGAAGAAGCUCCUCAAAGCUCCUACUCUGGCUGAACUGGACAGUUCUGACUCUGAGGAAGAAACCCUGCACAAGUCAGCCAGCAGCAGCAGUGUGUCUCCCUCCUUCCUUGAAGAUCCUUUAUUGGAGGCUGUGUCUGCAAAAAAGAAGCCUCCAAAAUUCCUGCCCAUAUCAUCAACACCCCAGCCAGAAAGACGGCAGCCACCCCAGAGACGGCAUUCCAUUGAAAAGGAAACACCUACUAAUGUGAGACAGUUUCUGCCACCAUCCAAACAGAGCUCCCGAUCUCUUGAGGAAUUCUGCUACCCAGUGGAAUGCCUAGCUCUUACUGUGGAAGAAGUGAUGCAUAUUCGUCAAGUCCUGGUGAAGGCAGAGCUGGAAAAAUACCAACAAUAUAAAGAUGUCUACACUGCUCUGAAAAAAGGAAAGCUCUGCUUUUGUUGCCGAACCAGGAGAUUUUCCUUCUUCACCUGGUCUUAUACCUGUCAGUUCUGUAAGAGGCCGGUGUGCUCACAGUGUUGCAAUAAGAUGCGGCUGCCCUCCAAGCCAUACUCCACUCUUCCUAUCUUUUCAUUGGGACCUUCUGCCUUGCAAAGAGAAGAAAGUUCCAUGACGCCAGAAAAACCACCCAGUAGCCACCAUCGGCCACUUCGGGGCAUUGCCAGGUUCUCCUCAAAAUCUAAGUGUGUGGACAAAUCCAGUGAAGAACUACAACUUCCAAAAGAGUUAAUGGAGGACUGGAGUACUAUGGAGGUGUGUGUAGACUGCAAAAAGUUUAUUUCAGAAAUCAUCAGUUCAAGCCAGCACAGCCUGUUGUUGGCCAACAAGAGAGCCCGAUUAAAAAAGAAAACACAGUCUUUCUAUAUGUCCUCUCCAGGUCCCUCGGAAUACUGCCCUUCGGAGAGGACUAUCAAUGAAAUAUGAGCCCCGUGCCUUUCAGUUGUUUUUGUGUUCAGAGUCAGCAUUAGCACGGGAGAACACUGAGCUGGACUGUCUUUCCUGGCUGUGGUGUUAGUUAACAGGCUUGAAUUUGCAUUAGAUCAGGUUUUUGCUGCAUCGCAUUGUUCCAUAGACUGAAUGCUAUGUUCGUACCAAUUGGUGAUAUGUGACAGGUCAGCCGAUUGCUCAUUUACACUGAGAGAGAACAAUAGUUUGAAACUUGGCUUUUGUGUGUGUGUGGUAUAUGGAGGCCAGAAACUUUGUCCUUAGUUCAGUUCCUUACUGUUUCCCAAAUAAUUUUCUGACUAAGGCAAAAGCUUCUCAUGUGAGAAUCAGCCUAACAAAGGUGUUGAUGUUAGCACAGUUGUAAGCAGUAAGUCAUAUUGGCACUUCCACCUGACAGUGUCCCUGUAACGUAAAUAGUGAUCCAGAGCCUAGCCACACACCAGAUACCUGGAUUUGGGGCCAGGUGUUUGUCAUCAUCUCACAGCACAAAACCUAAAAGGAUUUUCUCAUACUAUCACACUGAUUUUAAAUUACUGUUGCUCUGAGAUGAAAACUACAGGAGGGACUUUAUGCCUACAUUCUAGUGCAAAACAUCUGAAUAAGCUGUACAGCCAGCCAAGUGGGUGGCCGUUUCCUCUGAGCUGCUAUCUUUGCCCCAGUGCAAUGGAUCAGUGUCUCCUGAGCAGGACACAGGUUUUCAUUUCCUAUUUUGAAUGUGUUAUGGUUACUUGUAGUUUUAUAAUGAAGGUCUAAGAAUUAAAGUUUUGUGGGAGUUUCAGGACAAAGACAGGCCAAAGUUUGUUAAGAAGUUGAGUGUAUUUUGAUUAACAAGGAGGGGGUUGUGACAACAUGGGGGGCCAGCUGUUGGCCACACUGUGGGAGAUGAGCUUGAACUCAUACAUUUUCAGUACAUUUUUCAUAACUUUAUGGUCUUGCCAUCACAACUAAAUUAAGCCACAAUUUGGUACCUUAGGUCUCAAACUGAAAUUUAUUUUUAUAAAUGAAUUUUAAAAGAGGAAACAUUCUCUAGUUCUCUUAAAAUAAGAAGAAAAUUAAUCUGAUGGGCUUUUUGGAUGCUUUUUGCACAAGUUUUCCUUGUGAAUGACUCACGUGAGUAGG